Zonotrichia albicollis (white-throated sparrow) is the source of this 455-nucleotide messenger RNA. The record is from RefSeq and is a predicted model, not a curated record. Lineage: Eukaryota; Metazoa; Chordata; Aves; Passeriformes; Passerellidae.
ACAGGGCUGAAAGAGCCCAGCUAAUGCAUUUUACCCCUUGUUCCUGCAGUCCUAGACUGGGCCCCAGGCAUGGGGUCCAGGCUGUGACCAAACCUGCUGGACCUGCUCUGGAGGCAGGUUUGGGGCAGGGGCUGACACUCCUGUGGGUCUCCACCCCCUGGGAGUGGAACCGAGGUCACCCCCCCAAUGCUCUUUCUCUCACAGCUGCCUCAGGUGCCAGUGGCCACUACUCCGUGUCCGAGUCUCCUGCCUCCUCUCCUGCCUCCCACCAGCCGGGGAUCCUGGGGCUGAUCUCGUCCUUCACCCCGCUGAGGGUGACCAGUUCCUCCCAGGGCAGUGCAGAGACCCUCACCCCUGACUCAUCCCAUUCCAGCCCCUUCGAGGAGCGGAGGAGGAGGGUGAAGGAGGAUGGAAAGUACGCAGGCAUCGAACCCGUGGACAAGGUCAACACAGAG